ACACCCAAAAUCUAUCCAGGAAGCACACGUCUUGAUCCAAACUAAGAUGUUGAACAGAGCACUACCUUAAAAAUUUGCAAUCCCCUCAACACAAUUCUUCUUUUCCAACUCAAACUCCAUCAACAAUUCAACAUCAACACCAACUUUUCAUCCUUCUUUCAUACCAACCACUCUCACAACAUUAACAAUAAAAGAUUUCAACUACACUUGCUUCGAUCUCUUCACUCAAAAUCAAACCUUUCCCUCAAUCGUUCCAUCAACUAAGGAGCUUUUAGUGCUGGAGAAAACAUCACGGAUGACCAGCACUUUCAGUUUGAGGAGAGUAAAGGGUUUGGGAUAAUGGAAGGUGAGAGCUUUUCAUUCUGAACUAUAAGCUCAAUCGUCAAUUCUUGUCCUUUCUUUCUUUAUAUGUAGUUUUUUAAAGAAAAGAAAGGAACCCGUUUGGUUGAUGAGAAAAUUAAAGAAAGAAAGGAAAAAAAGGGGAACUUUUGACAUUGUGACUUAAAUUUUAAGACCCCUUUACUCAACUCAGCUGAGCCUUACAUCUGAAUAGGAAAUUAUAUAGUCUAAUCCUAUAACAAAGAAAAACUACUGGUGGUAUUCAAACUCCAAAAGGCCUUUGCCAUCUUUCGAUGUUGUUAGUGAACAAUGCACUUAAAACUCUUCAUGUGCAUACACGUCGAGUAGCCUCAAGAACUGUAUGCGAAUACCACUUGCCGUUGAAAAGAAGUCAAUGUACCUAUCACUCACCAACCAACCCCACACAUGUAAAUCUCCUCACAAUUGCCUCAAACUCCAAGUCUCUACUCCAAACUAAACAAACCCAUGCCUUUGCACGCCUCAAUGGUUUUCUUCCUGGAAGUGUUUCUCUUUGUGCAACUUUGAUCCUUCGCUAUGCCGGCUUUAAAGAACCCAAUGCCUGUUUCCUUCUCUUUGAACAAACUAUUAAUUAUUGCCACACUGCAUUCCUGUGGAACACUUUCAUUCGGGCUCUAUCGGUUGCCUGUGUUCAUGAUGGUUUUGUUACCUACAAUCAAAUGGUUAGGACUGGAGUUUCGCUUGAUGAUCAUACCUUCCCUUUUGUUCUAAAGGUGUGUGCCGAUAAUUUGGAACUUCAAAAGGGUAUGGAGAUUCAUGGGCGUCUGUUCAAACUUGGUUUUGAAACGAAUGUCUUUUUGGGUAAUAUCCUAUUGUUGUUUUAUGGUAAUUGUGGGCUUUUGGAAAAUGUUAAGAGUGUGUUUUAUGAAAUGCGUGAGAGAGAUAUUGUAUGUUGGAAUACAAUUAUAAGGGUAUUUUCGGGUAAUGGGUGUUAUGUGGAGGCCCUUGAUUUAUAUCGUGGUAUGAUUUUAUGGUCUGGGUUUAAACCAAAUGCAGUUAGUGUUGUCAGUAUAUUGCGAGUUUGUGGGGGCCUUGCAAAUGAGGUCAUGGCAAAGCAGAUUCAUUGUUAUGCUGUGAAGAAUGGGUUAGAUGUUCGGAUUACUAUAAGUAAUUCACUGAUUGAUGUGUAUGGGAAAUGUGGAAAUGUGAUGGCUUCAAGGAAAGUUUUUGAUGAAAUGGCAGAAAGGGAUCAAAUUUCUUGGAAUGCCAUUAUCACUAGUCUUUCUCAUACAGGGUGUAACAAGGAUGCUUUAAAUAUGUUUAGGCUGAUGAUUUGUGCAAGGUUGACGCCAAACUCUAUUGCCAUAUCUAGUAUUUUACAUGUGUUGGUUGAAUUAGAGUUAUUCAGUUUAGGAAAGGAAAUCCACGGGUUCAGUUUAAGAAUGGGCAUAGAAUCUGAUGUGUUUGUUGCCAACUCAUUGAUUAACAUGUAUGCAAAAUCAGGCCAUCCAUCUGAAGCUUCCUAUGUAUUUCACUAUAUGCCUGUAAAGGAUGUUGUUACUUGGAAUGCCAUGAUUACUAAUCUUACUCAGAAUGGGCUUCAGUUAGCAGCUCUGGAACUAGUAAGAGAAAUGGUAGUCCAUAACAAGAUUCCUGACUCAGUCACUUUGACAAGUGUUAUCCCAACUUGUGCACGAGGUGGUUUCCUUCAUCAAGGAAAAGAAAUCCAUGCAGUUACCAUCCGUAAGGGGUUCAACUUUGAUCUGUUUGUCACCAAUGCUCUGACAGAUAUGUAUGCAAAAUGUGGCUGCCUAGAUCUGGCUCAACGUGUUUUUGAUAUAUCCCUUAGGGAUGAAUUAUCUUAUAAUAUAUUAAUAGCAAGCUAUGCUGAAACUAGUGAUUGCUCAAAAUCUUUGAGUUUAUUCUCAGAAAUGGGUCUCAUCGGUAUGAUGCAUGAUGUGGUUUCCUUUGUGGGUGCUAUAUCAGCUUGUGCAAAUCUAGCUGCAAUCAAGCAAGGGAAAGAGAUCCAUGGAGUUGUUAUGAGAAACUUUUUUCACGCACACCUCUUUGUUGCUAAUUCACUUUUGGGCUUCUAUUCCAGAUGUGGUCGAAUUGAUAUAGCUAAUAAGAUCUUUGAGCGGAUUCCAAAUAAGAAUGCAGCCUCUUGGAAUACUAUGAUUUUGGGUUAUGGAAUGAUUGGUGAGUUGGAUAUUGCUAUCAAUCUCUUCGAAAAUAUGAGGGAAGAUGGAGUGGAAUAUGAUUCAGUUUCAUAUAUUGCAGUUUUGUUGGCCUGUAGCCAUGAAGGAUUUGUUGAGAAGGGGAGGAAAUACUUUGAGGAAAUGCAAGCUCAGAAUAUUAAGCCGACGCAAAUGCACUAUGCUUGUAUGGUUGAUCUCCUUGGACGAGCUGGCCUUAUGGAAGAUGCAGUGGAACUUGUAAAAAAUUUACCCAUCAUACCAGAUGCCAAUGUUUGGUGUGCUUUGCUUGGGGCAUGCCGAAUCCAUGGUAACACAAAGUUGGGAUCUUGGGCAGCCGAGCAUCUGAUUAAGUUGAAACCUGAACAUUGUUGGUAUAAUACUCCUCUUUCAAACAUGUAUGCAGAAGCUGGGAAAUGGGAUAAGGCAAACAAGAUUAGGGAAUUGAUGAAGUUGAUCGGGGAAAAGAAAAAUCCUGGUUACAGUUGGGAUCAAAGCAGGGACCAGGUACAAGCAUUUGUAGUUGGAGAGGUAAUGGAGAACUGCACUGUCGGUCAUCAGCAUGCAGAAUCCUGUUAAAUUUGUUAAAGAAGAAAGCUGAGUUUUAUUGUUUUUUGCUGAUGUCCCUUAUGCACUCUCUGAAACGUCAUUUGGGAGAUGAGGCAGUAAAGGAAUAAAAAGUUCUAUUCAAUUGACUUUGAUAUGAUAUUCAAGUCUUUAAUCUCCAGGAGGUGGAGAAGCUUGCUUAGUAUUAAGUGUUGGCAGCAUCAAUAGUGAACCAGAAAAGUGAAAGUGAAUAACAGAAAUUUUAUGUCUGUAGAAGACCAAGAGGAGAUGAAUUGCAUCAAACUUUGGCAGUUUGGCUUAGUAUGUACAGUACUUGAUAGAUAAAUACUCCUUUUUUGGCUUCCUUACCAUCAUCUUCAAUAGAGUACUCUCCAAGCCUGCCAGGAAUUUUCUUGUGCACACUUAUAAAACAAACAAAAUUCAGAUUGAUUCAUUUAGAUUUCUUGUGUGUCAAAUAAUUGUUUUAAAUUGCAAUUUUUU
Pistacia vera is the source of this 3560-nucleotide messenger RNA. Its product is annotated as pentatricopeptide repeat-containing protein At5g27110-like. Gene Ontology annotation, molecular function: RNA binding; protein binding. Bases 633 to 3092 code for a protein of 819 amino acids. The record is from RefSeq and is a predicted model, not a curated record. Gene Ontology annotation, biological process: RNA modification. The transcript is spliced from 2 exons. NCBI's taxonomy places the organism in Eukaryota, Viridiplantae, Streptophyta, Magnoliopsida, Sapindales, Anacardiaceae.